UGGCUCACAGACUCUUGGUGGAAACAGCGCUUUGGUCACAGCCCCUCACUUUGGCUGUCUGCCUGAAUUCGCAUGCUACCUGGUGGUCCGAUCCAGAUUGCCAAGAGAUUUUGAGCGUGAGCGCCUUCCAGCUUGAUGAGGAGGACCAGCAGACUUGUCUUCCAAUCUUACGCCGUUCUUGCUCUGACGCUGGGAGAAGCGUGUGGCAGUUCCUGCGAGGCCCAGGAUGAUCUUGCCAAGGCAUUUGGCCUCUCCAUGGAGGAGGACGAUGCUGGCAGUCUACAACUCUUGCAGGUUGCAAGGUUUGCAUCUUCAACAGAUGCACCCGCUGCGAAAGAGGCUCCACAGACACUUCAGGAGAAGGACACCGUGACAGCUGUGUCCUGGAUGCAGGAGCUCAUGAAAUCAACGAGUGGCACCUACGCUCCACUAUUGAUUUUGAGCGUGCUGGCGCUCGGCAUGGGCGUGCUGAUUCUCCUCUUGCUCCAGUGGCUGGACAGCCGGAAGGAGCCAGCCAUGCGGCGCAGAGGUUUGCUGCACAGUUUUUGCAACGGCGAGAGGGCGUGUGGCACAUCCAAGAAGAUGCGAUCAAUUCCAGCCGCGCACCCAGGAGGAGGAGUAUGCUCAGCUCUUCCAAGAGCACGCCUUCAGCUCAACCAAAUCAGGAAAAUGGUCUUAUCCCGGCAUGGGGACAAGCUUCACACCCGGGCCAAAAGCUGCCACCGCCGAACUGCUUGUGUCAAAGUGCCCGAGCACGCCGAGCGACGGAUGAGAUGAGCCGCCGGUUUUUCAUGACUCCUGGAAGGUGUGCUGGACACCGGGUGGGCAAAGUCUCACACCGGCAAGGGCUCCAGCUUGGAGAUGCGUUG
This is a messenger RNA of Effrenium voratum, 869 nucleotides long. NCBI's taxonomy places the organism in Eukaryota, Dinophyceae, Suessiales, Symbiodiniaceae. The record is from the annotation of a GenBank genome assembly.